AUGGAGAAGCUUGUGAACCUCAUCUUGCUCUUCCUGUCAGCAUCCUGCGCUGCAGAGAACGUCACUGUGGUGUACGGGAUGGAGGGAGGAACCAUCUCUGUCAACUGCUCCUACAACCUCUGGAAGCAGAGGUGGAAAGAGAAGAGCUGGUGCAGGCAGGUGGCCAAGACCAAGUGCCAGCACGUGGUGAGCACCAGGCCCUUCUGGCUGCCUUUCCUGAGGAACAGGAACGGCACCACCUCCAUCAGGGACAACAUCCACGACGGGAUCCUGACGGUCACCAUGAGCAGGCUCAGGAAGGAGGACUCUGGGCUCUACCAGUGCAGAACUGACUUCCUGGGGGAAACAAACAGCCUGAGGAAGGUGCAAGUGGAAGUGCUGACAGCUGUCCUGGAGACCCAAGUGCCUGAGGAGCCCAGAGCUGUGCAGAGCAUCUCCAGGACUCCUGCUGGAGCAGAUCUCACUCUCUUCUACAUCCUUGCUGGGUUCCUGGGGGCCAAGUUCGUGGUGGCUGUGCUGAUCUGUGUCAUUGGCAGCAGCAGGAAGAGCAGAGGACGAGAGCAGGAGCCAAGGCUGACUGAGCAGCAGGUCCUCCCUGUCCCUGCUGCCCUGGGGCACAGUGGAAUCAGCUCCUGUCGGGAGAGCUCUGCAUAG
Molecule: messenger RNA, 654 nt
Organism: Acanthisitta chloris (rifleman)
Lineage: Eukaryota; Metazoa; Chordata; Aves; Passeriformes; Acanthisittidae
Product: triggering receptor expressed on myeloid cells 2-like
Exons: 4
Coding region: 1-654 (217 amino acids)
Cellular component (GO): cell surface
Molecular function (GO): signaling receptor activity
Source: RefSeq, a predicted model, not a curated record